GGGCGGGCUGGAGGUGAGACACAAGCGAAGAAGGGCAACAGGCGCAGGCGACAGGCAGGAGGAGCUCAAGAGGAGGCCAUGGCAGUUCAGUUUGACUGACGUGGAAAUCACCUGGAGUCCGCAAGUAACUUUGGCGGAAAGUAUCGGAAGCAACAUUUAUCUCCUCCUCUAAACCCGAAGUCGACGCUCUCACGGUAACAAAGCAAAGCUCCCCCCCCAAAACAAAAUGAGCCUGGACAAAGCCGAGCUGUGUGACUCACUUCUAACGUGGUUGCAGACAUUCCAGGUUCCAUCAUGCAACAGCAAGCAAGACCUAACAAGUGGAGUGGCCAUAGCACACGUCCUAAACACGAUAGACCCCUCUUGGUUUAAUGAGACCUGGCUGGUUAGAAUCAAGGAAGAGAGUGGCGACAACUGGCGCCUCAAGGUCAGCAACUUGAAAAAGAUCCUCAAGAGCAUGCUGGAAUAUUACCAUGAUAUACUGGGUCACCAAGUGUUGGAAGAGCAUUUGCCAGAUGUAAAUCUCAUUGGUGAGAUGGGGGACAUCACUGAACUUGGCAAGCUAGUGCAGCUUGUGUUGGGCUGUGCUGUCAGCUGUGAAAAGAAGCAAGAGCAAAUCCAGCAGAUAAUGACACUUGAGGAAUCUGUCCAACAUGUCGUCAUGACAGCAAUUCAGGAGCUUCUAUCAAGAGAGCCCCCAUCUGAACCAGGAAGCCCAGAGACCUAUGGAGAUUUUGAUUACCAGUCCAGGAAAUAUUAUUUUCUAAGUGAGGAGGCAGGGGAAAAAGAGGACCUUCGUCAGCACUGUCGGGACCUGGAACAUCAGCUGUCUGUGGCCCAGGAGGAAAAGUUGUCGCUCCAAACAGAGAAUCGUUCCUUGAAGGAGAAGCUGAGCCGCUGCGACUCGCUGGACAUCUCCAGCACUGCCAUCACUGGGAAGAAGCUGUUGCUUUUGCAAAGUCAGAUGGAGCAGCUUCAGGAGGAGAACUACAGACUGGAGAACAGUCGAGAUGACAUGCGAGUGCGUGCGGACAUGCUGGAGCGAGAGUUGGCCAACGUGCAACAAAGAAAUGAAGAUUUGACCAGUCUAGCACAAGAAGCACAAACCCUCAAAGAUGAGAUGGACAUUCUCAGGCACUCCUCCAACCGGGUGAACCAGCUGGAAACUUUGGUGGAGACUUACAAGAGGAAGCUGGAAGAUCUGGGUGACCUCCGCAGACAGGUGCGCCUCCUGGAGGAGCGCAACACCAUGUACAUGCAGCGCACCUGCGAACUAGAGGAGGAGCUCCGCAGGGCCAAUGUCUUCCGUGCUCAGCUGGACACAUACAAGAAACAGGCUCACGAGCUUAGCGCCAAGCACCAAGCCGAGGCCAUGAAAGCUGAGAAGUGGCAAUUUGAGUACAAGAACCUUAAUGACAAAUAUAAUGCACUCAAGGAGGAGAAAGAACGUCUAAUGUCUGAGAGGGACACGCUUCGGGAGACAAAUGAUGAGCUGAGAUGUGCACAAGUCCAACAGAAGUGUCUCAGCGGCGCAGGGGACUUGUGUGACAAAGAGGCCGCAGUAGGAAACCUCGCUGCUGAGAUCAUGCCCACAGAGCUCAAGGAGACAGUGGUGCGCUUACAGAGUGAAAACAAGAUGCUGUGCGUCCAGGAGGAAACCUACAGGCAGAAAGUAGUGGAGGUGCAGGCUGAGCUCGAGGGGGCUCAGCGCAGCAAGAAUGCUCUCGAAACCCAAAACAGGCUUCAACAGCAGCAGAUCUCAGAGUUGCGUUCUCAGGUUGAGGAGCUCCAGAAAGCACUCCAAGAGCAGGACAGCAAGACUGAGGAUGCCAUCUCAUCCUUAUUGAAGAGAAAGCUGGAGGAGCAUUUAGAGAUGCUCCAUGAAGCUCAUACUGAUCUCCAAAAGAAAAGAGAAGUCAUUGAUGACCUGGAGCCCAAGGUGGACAGCAACAUGGCAAAGAAGAUAGACGAACUCCAGGAGAUCCUGCGGAAGAAGGACGAGGACAUGAAACAGAUGGAGGAGCGAUACAAGCGCUAUGUGGAGAAGGCAAAAACGGUGGUCAAGACCCUGGAUCCAAAACAACAGCCGGUGACUGUAGCACCUGACAUCCUGGCUUUGAAGAACCAGCUGACAGAAAAGGACCGAAAAAUCCAUCACCUUGAGCGUGAUUAUGAAAAGAGCCGCUCAAGACACGACCAGGAGGAGAAACUCAUCAUUAGCGCUUGGUACAAAAUGGGGAUGGCUUUGCAUCAGAGAGUGGCAGGCGAGAGGCUGAGCUUGCCCAACCAGUCCAUGUCCUUCCUGGCUCAGCAGAGGCUGGCCACCAACGCUAAGCGAGGCCUUGCUCGAACCCACCCGAGAUAACUGUUCUGUCUCCGUGCCUUUGACUGCUUUACUGCACAUGCCCCCUGGUGGCGUUACACGGUACCGCAUAGCCAUAAUUUGAAUGGGGCGGCUUACCUGUGUUUGGAAGAGCAACAACAAAAAAAUCCUGUCUCACCUUUUAAGGUGAAAUGUAGUCUUUUGGAGAACUGUAUAGUGUUUUUAAUUUUUUUUUUUUAAAUUUCUUUUUAGCCACUUUCACUAGAGUUAGCGUUGCUAGAAUUCUAGUGUAGUCAUACAGUCUUCCGAUGACUUAUUGAACAGAGGAAGAAUAGGAAUGUGGCGUUGCAGCACAGCCGUGAAUAAGGUUGAUGUUAGCCACGCUGAAAUACCUCAAGUAACUCUUUCAGUGCCAUUAACGGUGACAGAUGUCCAGUUAUAUUUGAAAUGAAUUUUUCGCUAGUAGACGUUCAACCCAUUUGAAAUGGGAGGGUAGGAACAUUCGUUCUUGCGCUGCCACCCUACGGCUUCAAAUGGAUUGGACGUCUAGCGCUGUCAAUGGCAUGCAAUGAGUUAAUACACUGUAAUAAGUACCACUACUUGAACUACACUUGGUUGGCUGUUUAUUUUUUUUUCUUUUUCAUGUGAAUGGGCUCAAUCUGCACAAUAGGAUAUGUCCUAUCUUUAAACUUGUUUUCACUUGAAUAGUCCUGAAACAAAGUUCACAUGAUCAGCCAAAGCACUUUCCCAUAGUGGCCUUUAAAAUGUCACCAAAUCCUUCCUUGUGUGGUUCAAAAUGAAGUAUGUUCAUAGACUUGGUAUGGUAUAUUUUCGGUGUACUAAUCAUUUGGACUCCCUAUCUUGUCAUAUUUUCUGUAGAUGUUGGUAGAAAAGCAUGUCACACUGUGUGUUUGUUUAGAUUUAUUAGCUUAUUUGCAUGUCCUAAUUCUCAUGAGUUUUAUUUCAUGAGACUUUUUUUUUUCCCCCCUCCUCAUUUUUUGAAGCAGGGUAAGAAUGGUCGUGGGUCAAACCUUAAAUGCACUCACCACUUUAGACACUACAGAAAUGUGAAUGUAGGCAACUGAAUGCCUCCAAAUACAUAAUGUGAUGGACGUUGCAACACUAAAACUAUUUUAAAAUUGAAUUUUACUACUAUACUUAAAGCAGACUGUUCUCAAGUUUGCACUACAAGAUAACUACUGCUUAUUUUCUACAGAUGAGUUACCGUAAUUCGACCAUAUCAUAAUAUUCAAUGUUAAAGCUGCUGCUUCGUGUCUUGUCCUUCAUCUUGUUAACAUAUGCUGUUGUCUUUACAGACCAAAAUUUACGUGCACAUUUUUUUUGUGGUUUAUCAUUGGUGUGGUGUGUUUGAUGUUUUCACAUUUUCUCAUAUUUGUUAGAAAAUUGGUCGAGACGAUCGCAUACUGUACUUGAUGCUUGAUACUUGAGGGUCUGACACGUCAAACAUUUAGUAGUCUUUUCCAGUUUUGCACUACAAAUAAAUGGGAGUUUAAGAUAAAAAUG
Messenger RNA from Corythoichthys intestinalis (scribbled pipefish), 3847 nucleotides. Its product is annotated as protein Hook homolog 2-like. Gene Ontology annotation, molecular function: dynein light intermediate chain binding; microtubule binding. The record is from RefSeq and is a predicted model, not a curated record. Gene Ontology annotation, cellular component: centrosome; cytoplasm. The transcript has 23 exons. Bases 227 to 2365 code for a protein of 712 amino acids. Gene Ontology annotation, biological process: cytoskeleton-dependent intracellular transport; cytoplasmic microtubule organization. NCBI's taxonomy places the organism in Eukaryota, Metazoa, Chordata, Actinopteri, Syngnathiformes, Syngnathidae.